CCGUUCGCGGCCACUCGAGGCGGCUGCGGCAGCCAGAACACUAAACCGGGGCGAAAUGGCCAGCAAGCAAGGAAACAAGCAACCCUUAAGCGCCCUCGAGAAGAAGAUGAUGGAAUGUUCGAACCUAUUUGAGCAAAGUCGGGGUUCCAGCUUCGCCAAGCCCCGACUCGGUGGUGCUGCUGGCGCCACAAAGCACAGCUAUGCUCCCGGCUUCAACAUGCCGCGGCCACCACAGCUUGGACUCGCUCCAAACACCACACCGACCACCCAUUUACCCGUCUGGUGCCAGCGUGGUGAUGUGCCUGCCGUUUAUCGGGACCUGGAACAACAGCUGUCGGGUCCCAGUGGCAUCAACAGCACUCUGGUCUGCUCCCUGCUGCUGUCUUCGGGACUGUCUCGAUCCGCUCUGGGCCGGAUCUGGGACAUUUGUAGCCGCACAGUGCCCGGGUCACUGACACAGCCUGAGCUGUAUGCGGCUCUCGCCUUGGUUGCACUUGUGCAGAAGGGCUAUCCACCCGAGCUGGAGCUGCUCUUCCGGUUGCCGCAGCCCCCCGUACCCAUGUUUGCCCACCCCGUGAACAAUGUCUGUGCUGCUCCGGGUGGACCGCUGCCACCUCAGGCAUGGCCCAACCGGUCUUCACCGUCGCCUUCCCCACCAGUUCCUCAGCAGCCUUCGGUAACUUGCUGCCCAACAUUCCAGGCCUCAGGUAGCUUCCUCCUGUCAUCUACCGCAAAUCCUUUACCACCGGCGUCAUCUGCACCCACUGCGACUUAUAUGUCAUCUCCUGCUGCAAAGCCUCUGCCAGUGGCGUCAUCCAUUCCUGCUGCGGCAUUUGUGAGCUCAGCCCCUGCGAUGUUUGCGCCGUCUUUACCUGCAACGUUCGUGUCGUCUGCUCCCGCAACGUUCAUGUCGUCUGUUCCCGCCACAUUCGUGUCGUCAGUUGCUCCGGUGACGACGCUGGCAUCAUCGAUGCCUGUGAUGACAGUUGCAUCGUCAACGUGUCCAGUACCAGUCACGUCAUCUGUUCCGAGGCCAACGAUGGGUCCCCCCACCUCUUCAGUGCCACCGACUGUGUCGUCACACCUGUCGUCGACGUUUGUGUCGGUGACGCCGGGUGUGCCCAAGGGUUCGUUUGCUCCGUGCAGUGUGGUCGGGGCGUCCGGUGAAUGCAGUGGUGCUAUGGGAAAUGGUGGUGUGUUUGCUGGCUCCAUGCCGUUGCUGGUGAACCAUGGCUGCCCGCUGCCUACCGAACCAGUUUCCAAGAUCUCCACACAGCUCACCGGUUCAGGAGAUUUUGAUGAUGACUUUGACGACUUCAAAUCGGCACCAGAACGAAGUCAGUCGCAACACCCGCCGCCCCUCGUGGACGACAAGUUGAGAGUUCCAGCCGACCAGCCACCUCUUAUUCAAUCUGUCUUGCCCAACGAUAAAGGAAGAACGAAUUCCCUUCCGGACUCUCCGCGGUUAGAACCUCCCAAGAUCACUACGACGGUGAACGCACAUAAUUUGCAGUUGUCUCGGCAACGAAACAACAUUUGUGAAAGCCCCAAGAUGCCAAAGACCUUUAACUUUGGCCUCAAAAUCAACUUGAACUCUCUCAUGUCUUCAAGUCCCCUGGAUUCCCAGCCUGCCCCCGCACCGCCUUCGAUCUCUGCGCCUUCGACUAACAGUACGUCGGUGCCGGAGCAAGUAUCGGCGCAGGACGACGAUUUCGCUGAUUUCCAGACAGCAUUUCCCGAAGCUUCCAAGCCAUCUGUGCCCUCUGAGGAUCGGUACAGUGUGUUCAAAGAACUUUGUGAUGAUGGACCGUCAUUGUGGAAUGUUACGGAUGUUCCCGCAAGUAAUGCAAAGGACGCAAAUACAAGUACGGACGUCACGGACUCUGGUUUUCACACAACCGAGACGUGGCACAACCCGCUGCCAGACGAUGACGAUAAGGUGGACGAGGAAGACUUUGGUGACUUCUGCCAUGUCCAAGUGGUCCCUCCGCCAGCGCCCACGACUCCCGAAAAGCGCGCAAACAUGUUCGGUGAUCUCCUGUACAAUACUGGACCCUUUUCAUCACAGUCCAAUGACACCAUCUCUCUAGGUGAUGGACUUUCCGUAAACAGCCUCGAAUUCGGUGCCCGUGAUAGUUCACUGUCCAGCCGGCAUGGAUCAGUGCUCAGCCUGGAUUUUCGGCUAGGCAACAGCGACGACGACGAAUCAGCUUCGGCAAGGACGGGAUGUUCGGAUGAUGCUCGUGCGGCCGCCACUGCUGACAGUCAGGAAGAGGCAUCUCCAUCUGCAACUUCCUCUGACACCACGUCAGACACACAGCCUGAAGGUGCUGUUUCCAUGACGGAGCAACCGGUGCUACUUUUGGACAAGUAUAGUGUGAUUCGAGGCAUGAACCAGGAUGCUCCAGUUGGGGAGGCGGCCUGCAUCGACAGUUGGACACGCUGCGUGGAGAGUGUGUGCGAGCUCAUAACGGAGGCAGAGUCUGUCUUCAACCGGGAGGCCAGCAGCCAGGUGUGCAGGGAGGCAUUGGAGACUGCAGAGGGUGCCAGCUACAUACACAACUUGGCUGAGGUCUACAAGGUGUGCCAGCGCAUAGCCCUAUCAUCACACCUGACGGGCCUGCAGUCUGAAAGCCUGGACAAACUCUGCUGCGAGGUGCGGGAUACUUGGGAGCGACUGGCCUCGUAUCUCGAGAACUCCUGCCUCUUUACUGUGAAGGUACCUCCCGCCGAAGACUCCAAGUGGCUGCCGAGUGCCGAGGAAUCGGCCAAGUCGUGUGGUGUGUGUCUUCUACACGUCGACAAUCCUGACAUUGCAUCUUCCAAACUGUCCUACAGUGGCCGCGAGUACCACUCUCCCUGUGCCAACCUGUGGGUUAACUGUGUCAACUCGCUACUCCCCGCGGUGACUCCGGUGCAACUGCUGUAAUGAGGAAGGCAGGGCACGCUUUGUCAUGCAUACUUGCGUCAUUCCCCCCCCCCCCCCCCCUCCGGCCUCACCCCGACUUUUUGUUUUCCUAGACCCAAGAGUGAACACCGUGUACUUGCAUGGUGCAUUAUCAAUCAAUGAGUCAUCUAAACAACCACGACGUGACCGAGAUUCGGGUGUCACUCCACUGCGAGGGAUGAAAACAGGUUGAAUGUUGCCAUGCCGUGACUAUUUUGAAAGACUGAGCGAACGUUGUUUCGAAGGUGUAGAUAAUGCUAUGUGUGGUGGUGUCGCAGAAGCAGAUUGUGUUGUGUGCCGUUGUCGACUGUUUCAAAGCCAUUCCAUGAGUGAAAGCAUCUUUCGCGUGGCCCUGUUGUUGAUCCUGUGGAGUUUCUGUAACACAUCUGAUACACUGAAGUUCUGAAGAUCGAGCAGUACCCUUCGUUAUUUCUGAGACUUAUAGCGAGAAAAGUUCUGAUUGCCGACAGACUUCUGGCCGUGUCGUCAUCGUUGUGAAAGUGCAGCGUGAAAUGCCGGACCAUCUGGGGCCCGGGGUACUCGUGCUGUGGCUUUGAAACUUUUCACAAAAACUGUAUGCAAUGUGGAAAAUCAAGUGCAGCGUUUACACCACUAAUUGUUUUGAGAGCGUGCCUAUGAGCAUGAUUGAAGCAUGGCGAAUAUAGUAAGAAUGUGAGGUCAGCAAGGGCUUGCAUCGAAGUGCUGUAGAUAACUUGCUAGCUUGCAUCGACUGCAACGUGUGCAUAAUGUCGCGCAUUUAGGCAAGUGCAAAAAAAAAUGCAUUGAUGUACUAAAGAUCGAGAAAAGUCCGUGAUCUUCGACGCAAUGGAGGCAUCACUUUGGUGUUUCAGCUAAACCAGGGCGAGAUGUACUAUUUUAUUUCGAGAACAUUUAAGUUGUGAGAGUAUCAGGGAACAAAGUUUAUUUUCAACAUUGUGCUUUUGAUUUGUGGUUUUGCAUUUGGCUUACAUUUGGCCUGCUGCGUUAGGGCAAUGUAAAGUUCUGGCAGAAAUGUGCCAUCUUGGCUCGUCGUGCCAGAACGUUGUGAGAACCGGUGUUCGUGAACGAUUGAGGCGGCCUGCUCUCUUUAUUGUUCUCUAACUGUGACUUAGCAUUAAAAAAGAUUGCAGCGUGUUGCCUUAGUGCAUUUAUUUUUACACUUAACACUUUUAGCAUAGCUUAUAUAAAACAGUUAAUAGCAUAUUUAUUUACCCCCUUUUGCUAACCUUGCCAGUUUUGGAGGAAGCAUUUCAAACUGUUGUUUUAUACUAUAUGUUAUGUUCCCUUUGCAUUAUGUUGACUAUGUUGACAUGACCCUUUAUGUGCCUCGUAUGAGACAUUCAAGCCAUGUAAAGUGACUGUACCUUUUUGUUCACGUGCACAAAACAUUUAAGGGUGGAUCCUUAGUAGGUGUUUAUGAAUUCUAGCAAUGUGUGCAUUACUGCUUUUAAUUGUGCACUGUAUAGGCAGUUGUGUAGAGUCACAUGGCUACGAAAUGUGAUCUGUUAAUACUGUGUACAUAAAUAAACCUUUU
Messenger RNA from Rhipicephalus sanguineus (brown dog tick), 4481 nucleotides. Its product is annotated as synergin gamma. The transcript has 12 exons. Gene Ontology annotation, cellular component: clathrin coat of trans-Golgi network vesicle. Gene Ontology annotation, molecular function: protein binding. Bases 56 to 2929 code for a protein of 957 amino acids. The record is from RefSeq and is a predicted model, not a curated record. NCBI's taxonomy places the organism in Eukaryota, Metazoa, Arthropoda, Arachnida, Ixodida, Ixodidae.